AUGACGUACCGCGGAUCCACUCACCAAAAGGCCCCCCGGUUUCGCCGGCUCCUACUGUGCUUAGCCAGUAUCCCCGAAGGCCACCACCGUCCAGCAGCCUCUCAGCCUAGGAUCCCGGGACAGCAGGCGGGCUCAGAGUGGGCGGUCCCGGGUCGCGCUAGCCCAGAGGCCGCCUUAUCUGGGCUGGGAAGGCGCGCGUCGAGGCGGAGAGACGCCCACACGCGCCGCGCAGGCUCCGCGACUAGUACAGUGGGAACAGCCCUCCCGAAAAGGGUUCGACCCUAUGUCUCCCGGAGGGCCCGGGACGCCCCUGUCCCGGAUCGCUUAGAGGCCACUGGAAUGUCCGCGCCAGCUGCGCAACCCCUAGGGACUUCCCCGGUGCCGACCCGACCCGGGGUGGCUCGCCCUGUCCCGGGGUCCCCGCCGGCUUCGGGCGCCCCGCUCUCUGUGGAGUCCAGGGUUCGAGAACCCGUGGCCGCCAGCCGCUUGGACUACCGCUGCGGCGACACCGUGUGGUCCCCGGCGCGGGCUCCGAGGAAACGGGCUCACGGCCGCACUGCGGCUCUACACCAAGAGAGAAGGGAAGAGCCCGCAACAGAAACGCAAAAAGGGGACUCGGGCUGGUGGCUGAGACUCUGGCACGCGCAGGGACCGGGGGUGACAGCCAACCCGCCGCUUCUUCCCCACACUUCCACAAGCGCCGGCGCCACUUCGGAUGUGAACUUCCAGGGAGUGACUUGCGACUACGCCAGGCAGAGAAGUUGAGUAGUCAAAGAAAACUUAUCCUGGAUAAACCGGCUGCUGGCACCUCAGCUGCCGGGGCGGGAGGCGCCCUCUGCGGGGAAUGAAGUCAUCCUGCCCUUUUCUGGGUGCGCCCAGAUAACCGAAUUCCCAAGCUCUAAGGCCUGACGACUUCCAGCUGAUUCCACCAGGUCCCCAGCUCCUGGACUCCGUGACAUUAUUCCUCGCCUCCUACCGCGAGCCUUGCUUAGGAAAAGAGAAAGUACUAGUUCCAAUCGUUCCACUAUCUAGACCCCAAAUGGUGCCGGCCUUUUUCUUGGCCUUCUUGAUGAGUUCUUUGGCCAUUAAUAUAGUUCCCGAUUCAACACGUCCACCCACAAACACUGAAAA
Microtus ochrogaster (prairie vole) is the source of this 1131-nucleotide messenger RNA. RefSeq lists its product as uncharacterized. Bases 1 to 765 code for a protein of 254 amino acids. NCBI's taxonomy places the organism in Eukaryota, Metazoa, Chordata, Mammalia, Rodentia, Cricetidae. The record is from RefSeq and is a predicted model, not a curated record. The transcript has 3 exons.